Messenger RNA from Punctularia strigosozonata HHB-11173 SS5, 683 nucleotides. RefSeq lists its product as uncharacterized. The annotation marks the transcript as partial. Gene Ontology annotation, biological process: (1->6)-beta-D-glucan biosynthetic process; cell wall biogenesis. The record is from RefSeq and is a predicted model, not a curated record. Lineage: Eukaryota; Fungi; Basidiomycota; Agaricomycetes; Corticiales; Punctulariaceae. The transcript has 6 exons.
GUGGUCCUCUGGAUAUCUCAACGCCCGGCACUGUGUGCGCUUUUCUCUGCUUGGCGAGCGCCUUGUACCCAAUAACCUAUCAAACGCCAAGCAGAAUAAUGCGUCACAUCAAAGAUUUACUACUGUUGCCAGGCCUGAGCGUGCUCUGUGCAUUUCUCUUGCAUUUCUGUGCGAUACCUUUUGUGAACGCCGAGCUAUACGUGACCAAUCCAAGGAAUAGGGCUCCGUGCACGGGUGGACAGGCCUGCACAGUCACUUGGCUCGAUGAUGGGCAAGUCCCGCUCCUAGCGACCAUAGGGCCGUGUACUGUUGGACUGUACCACGGACAGGAGCAACUUGUGCAAACCAUCGAUCCCGUCGACGUCUCCAGCGUACAUUCUCUUACAUUUUUGCCUGAUGCUCAAGCAGGUCCGGAUUCGGACACCUACUACAUCGCUUUCACCUCGCUCUCCCUCCCGAACCCAUCGAACGCAAGCUUUGCGUAUCAAGCCUUCUCUCCGUUCUUCGCACUCUCCGGCAUGUCCGGCUCGUUUGAUACACCUGUCGCGUCAGACACCUCCAGCAAACCCAUACCAUCGACACUCACUCAAAGUACUACUUCUCCCGCAUCGACAACUAGCAUCAGCGUCAUCGGCACGCUCCAGUCAGCUAGCUCAAUAACCUCGCUUACACCCUCCGUCACC